UUCUACAUAAAAAACAAAAAAAAAACCAAAGAAAAAAAAACGCCAGAAUUCACUUUUUUAAUAUUUGUUUUAAACUCCAUUAUGCCAGCGCAGUCUAUGGUCCCUGCUGGGAACUACGAGGUUAAAAAACGAUUUCGACAUUUGGAAGAUCAGCGAAAAAGAAAGGACAUGCCAUGGCAUAAAAACGUACUCGACUUGGAGCAUCAUAAACUUUUUGCCCGCACCGCGAAGGGAUGGGGAAGAAUUAUUUUCUUCUAUCUAUUGUUGUAUCUGCUGAUCACCUUUAUCCUCAUCACUGUGAUUUUUUUUUUUUACCAGCUUCAUUUUAAAGGCAAAUCGGAGCCAAUGUAUACUAAGCCUGGACCCGGGUUUUCAAGAUUUCCAAGAAACGCUAUGAUUAAAUUUCAUAUUGCCAUACCAGAGGAGACAUAUGAUUAUGCAGAUGAGAUAGACAAUUUACUAGAAAAGUUCGGUCCUGAAGUACCACAGAAAUUCCAGGACUGCAAUAAAGACAAAUUAUGGGGAUAUCGCACCAAGACUCCGUGCGUAUUCAUCAAGUUCAAUAAAAUGAUUGGAUUUCAUGCCAAAACUUAUGACGAUAUCGCUAGUCUGCCGAAAAAGAGACCAAGAGCCUUGAAAGAUAUGAUUAAAAAGUACCCUGGUGGAGGCAAGAUCUGGGUGACAUGCGAGUCAGACAAGGCAGUGAAAUUUAAUUUUAUGCCACAUCCCUUUUUUGACAGAUCAAAGUACAUGAACGAUUUGGAUCGCCUUAUUGCCGUACAGAUGAAAAAUAUUCCUCACGAGAAAAAGAUUCAUGUCACAUGCAAGAUGUGGGCCAAAAAUAUUGAAAUCAAUGAUCAAAUCGAUGGCACCGGUAAUAUCAAAUUUUACAUGACAAUGUUUGUAUAGUAAUGGAAACGGAAUUAUUCAGAGUCUUCCCACCAUCAGUGCCCACCGUAUCAACAAAAGACAAUCUAAGCAGUUCCGCUCAAAAUUUGAAAAUCAAAUGUACACUCAAUUAGAAAUAUAUUACAGUAA
This is a messenger RNA of Drosophila hydei, 1038 nucleotides long. Its product is annotated as sodium/potassium-transporting ATPase subunit beta-like. Gene Ontology annotation, cellular component: sodium:potassium-exchanging ATPase complex. Gene Ontology annotation, biological process: intracellular sodium ion homeostasis; intracellular potassium ion homeostasis; potassium ion import across plasma membrane. Bases 82 to 909 code for a protein of 275 amino acids. The transcript has a single exon. The record is from RefSeq and is a predicted model, not a curated record. Gene Ontology annotation, molecular function: ATPase activator activity. NCBI's taxonomy places the organism in Eukaryota, Metazoa, Arthropoda, Insecta, Diptera, Drosophilidae.